GGCGUUUUAGGGGGUUUUUGUUUGUUUGCUUUUUCUCCACAGGCUUCUGCAGCUCUUGCUGGAGGACAGCUGGUGUGACUGCACACUAGAAACCAUCUAGGAUGUCCUCUGCAGCAAAGAGAGGGCAUGUACAGAGAACGUGGUUUGGUUCGCGUUUGGGGUUAGACUAUAGAUUCAAGAGCUUCUUCGAUACAGCUUGAGUACAGAGGCAAAGAAAGGAUCAGUUUUUUGGAUGUGAAGCAGUAAACUUUCAUCCAUUUGCUUGGAAGCCUGUUCUGUGGGGAAUGGCGAGAAAUCUACCCACAUCUUUCUUCAUCUAGGUUUGACUCAACAAUCAGAAGUGAAAAACUGUCUUCUCAAUGGAAGAUGACAAUGAACCUGAGCAGAGCUGCUGGGCUCAUCUACCUGAUGUCUGUCUGAGGUGUGUCUUCCAUUGGUUAGACAACAGGGACAGAUCUUGGGCUGCCUUGGUCUGUAGAAGAUGGAAUUGGGCCCUGUACUCAGGAUCCCUCUGGAGGAGCAGAACCAUCACAUUUUAUGGCCGAUCAUCAAGGGCACACACGUUGGAGCUUCAGAGUGCACUGAAGUGUGUCAAGAAAUUUAUCAAGUAUUUGGAGCACCUUGAAGUCAAAUUAUUGAAUCCUUACAAUACUACUUUUACCCAAAAAUUUCAAGUGACUAUGAAAAGUCUUCUUUCACACCUGGGUGAGUGUAACAGUCGCCUAGUAUCCGUGAGCAUCAAGUACCUGGAAUUAGACCGCUUGGUCUGGAAAAAUGUGGUGAGGGUUCAGUUUAUCAAGAACUUAGCUACCUUCCCGAAAAGAAUGAGCAAACAGCUUGAUUACUUAAAAGGAGCAAGAGUAACCUUGGAAGAAGGCUGUGAUCUUCUGAAUUCUCUGACCUGCUUGAGAGAUAAAAGCUUUAUAUCUGAAAUCAAUAUUGAGGAUUUCUUUUGUCUCCACCUUCCUGUCUACAGCAGCACCUUGUUCCACCAAACUAUGUCCAAGUUCCAUAGCCUGGUCAUCCUGACUUUCAAUUAUAACUGUAUCUCUGAUGAACUGCUGGACAUCCUGCAGGAGCAGAGCACUCAUUCUUUGUGCACCUUGAAUAUCAAAUGUCAUAUCCAUGACCCUCAUGGACAAGUGGUCUGGGGAAUGUCAUGGGCAAACUUGGCCAAGAAAGCCCCAAAACUGAAUGUGAACUUCUUCUUUGAAAGAGUCAUGAACCAUGAUCACCUAGCCAAGAUCCUGCUAGUGGAGAUCCCAGUCAGGAGCAUCAGUCUAUGGAGCUGCUAUUUCAGUGACCCAGACUGGACAAUGAGACCUACCCUCACCAACCUCCUCCCAGCCUACUGUCAUGUUCUGCAGAAGUUAACACUUGAGUUAAACAAUGACCAUCAGCUGCUGGACGAUGAGCUGUUACAGCUCAUCUUAUCAUGCAAGAAGUUGUUAUUUCUUGAAAUAUGGGCAUUUCUAAGUGUUACCUUUAUGGAGAGGCUGCUACAAAACUGUGCAGAAAGGAAAUGCAUUUUGACUACCAUAAAGGUGAGGAUUUACACAGCCCAUGUAGACACUAGUGAGGGGGAUCGGCUGUUGCACCAUAUUUACAGGAAGUUCAAAUACCUGAUUGACUCAGAGCUUAAUUAUUUUGUCAUCACCUACCCAAUGGUGUAAAUCACAGGGAGAGAGAAGAACACCCAGUGACAUCUGCAAGCAAUGAAUGGAUCCUUUGGAAGGCAUUAGUAAGGGAUUUGAAUCUUGACAGCAGUGCCUCUGAAAAACACUGUUACAGCAAGAGAGAAGUAAGGCACAAUUUUACAGUCCAUGCAUUAAAAUGUUGGACUUGUGAACCA
Athene cunicularia (burrowing owl) is the source of this 1852-nucleotide messenger RNA. It is a transcript of the gene FBXO39, whose product is annotated as F-box protein 39. Lineage: Eukaryota; Metazoa; Chordata; Aves; Strigiformes; Strigidae. The record is from RefSeq and is a predicted model, not a curated record. Gene Ontology annotation, molecular function: protein binding.